Molecule: messenger RNA, 1439 nt
Organism: Scheffersomyces amazonensis
Lineage: Eukaryota; Fungi; Ascomycota; Pichiomycetes; Serinales; Debaryomycetaceae
Product: triglyceride lipase
Exons: 1
Coding region: 385-1431 (348 amino acids)
Biological process (GO): lipid metabolic process
Molecular function (GO): triacylglycerol lipase activity
Source: RefSeq, a predicted model, not a curated record
UAUUGGAUCUACAUUAGUUUUAGAUAGUUAUGUUGCCAAUUCUUGGCCUUCAAACCAUAUGUUAUUAGGUAUUUGUGAUAAAUUACAUAAAGUAUUUGCCACUGAUUAUUAUCCUGUGGUUGCCCUUAGAGGUUUAGGAUUAAAAUCACUUAAUGUUCUUGAAUCUUUUAAAGAUAUUAUGGUUAAAAUAAUUAGUGCUAGAUAAAAUAUAAACUCUUGUAUAUAGACGGAACUCAUUGCCAAAAAUAGCAAUGAUGUCAAAAUGUAUGUGAAGUACAGUAUAUUAAGUACAUACGCAAAGGAAAAAAAAAUAUAUGGGGUAGCAAUAUCAGAAUGAAAUAUCGAACAACAAUUUCUAUUUGCACUGUGGCAUAGUAGACAACUAUGUUUCGUACAGGUAGAUCCUUGAGGAUCCAGACAUUAGCAUUUAACUGGAAUCUGGGUGGUAGUAAGAGAUUUAACCAUUUUAUAAUAACAGAUAAAUUCGGAACUCUCCGAGAACAAUAUCAUACACCUAAAUAUCCAAUUGUGCUAUGUCACGGAUUCUCGGGAUUUGAUAAAUUAACAUUCUUUCAAAAUUUUGAAAUAGUAGAUAAGUAUCUUGUAAAAAAUGAUGGAUCUAAACGAAUUCUUGGAUUCGAAUUAGAUUAUUGGAGAGGUAUAGGUAUUGCACUUUCAAAACUUGGAGCAAAAGUCCUCGUGGCUCAAGUUCCACCAUUUGGAACUAUUAGAGAUAGAGCAGAAAUUCUUGAAAGUUUUUUAGAAUUACAAUGUCAACAAUUAAAGGAUAUGUCUGAUGAUAAGAUAAAUUUUCCUAUAAAAUUAAAUCUUAUUAGUCAUUCAAUGGGAGGUUUAGAUAGUCGAUAUUUAAUAUCUAAAUUACAAAAUAAUGGUCCUAAUAAAAAGUAUCAUGUAGUAUCAUUAACAACUAUUGCAACUCCUCAUAGAGGUUCAGAAGUGGCAGAUUUCUUUUAUGAAUUGGUACAAACAGUUCCUAUUCUAAAGCAUGUAGCCCCUCAAGCUUUAUUUGAUUUGACAACUACAAGUAUGAUCAAGUUUAAUAAGGAAAUCGUAGAUGAUCCAACAGUCGAAUAUUUCUCCUAUGGCGCUAAAUUUAAUCCUAAAUUAUUUAAUAUAUUUUAUUCGACAUGGUAUUUAAUGAAAUAUAGAAUUGGAUUAAGAUUAAAAAGAAAUCAAAUUAAACUUGCCCCUAAAUUAAAUAUAGAUAAUGAUGGAUUAGUAAGUGUUACAAGUGCAAAAUGGGGGAAUUAUUUAGGAACUUUAGAUCAAGUUGAUCAUCUUGAUUUAAUAAAUUGGACAAGUACUAUACGUUCAACAUUAGAUAAAUUUGUGUUUAAACGUAAACCUAAAUUUAAUGCUAUUGCAUUAUACUUAGAUAUUGCUGAUAAUUUAGCUAAAAGAGGUUAUUAAUAUUUAGC